Papaver somniferum (opium poppy) is the source of this 1104-nucleotide messenger RNA. RefSeq lists its product as uncharacterized. The transcript is spliced from 3 exons. The coding region runs from base 247 to 1104 and encodes 285 amino acids. Gene Ontology annotation, biological process: proteolysis. Gene Ontology annotation, molecular function: cysteine-type peptidase activity. The record is from RefSeq and is a predicted model, not a curated record. Lineage: Eukaryota; Viridiplantae; Streptophyta; Magnoliopsida; Ranunculales; Papaveraceae.
GCUACAACACAGGAUAACUUUUUUAGCCUUGGAAUAGAUAAAACUCCAAGACCUGUAGGAGAGUUACUGAAGGAAGCUGCGAAUACAAUAAGAGAAAACCAACCAGCAUUCAUGCAACAACGUGUGCUGAGGAAUAGAAAAAAUCCAACACAAGAUCUGAAGCAGUAUGAAAAGAAGCCAAAGAAGAUUAAGAAGACUGUUAAUGAAGAAAGAAUGGCCGCAGUUCCAUAAGUGGAAAAAGAAAUAAUGGACCCAGUACCAGAAGUAGAAGAAGAAAGAAUGGCUGAGGUUGCUGAAGAAGAUGACGGAACAAUGAGAAAGGAUGUGAAAGGUUCAGAAGUUAUCGAAAGGCUGGAAGGCGAGAACAAGGAGAAAGUGUUUGAAUAUUUCAAUACUUAUCCGAAAACAGACAUUACUUGGAUUGAACGCAACGAAGAUGGUAGCCACCUGUUUGAUAUAUCUAGAGAGCUAAUGCUACAUCUUACCAAGAAAGAAUCCUACUUGGAGUCAGAAAUCAUCGACUUCUACAUUAGCAGAUUGAGGACAAAGAUGAACACUAACAGCAAGUAUGACAAAGCGAUAUUCCUGUCUCCAAAAGAAAACGCCUCUUACUUGAACGAUUACGGAGAAUUCAAGAGAUUUUGGAUUCCAAAGCUUGCGAAGGAGUAUGUCAAGUACAAGAACGAUGCAGUCAGACUUUUCGCCCCAAUGUGCAACAACAACACACACUACACACUGCUGGAGUAUGAAUUGAAGAGCUCUAAUCCUUGGUUCUGCAUGAACUCGUCAAGCGUUAAGGAACUCAAGGGUGAACACCUUCUUCAAGCCAAGAAAUAUGUAUUUUCAAUUACUACAGAACUGAGACUCUUGUGUCCUUAUGCUCUUGGGAUGAAUGAAAAUGCCAAGAAUCUCCCUUCGCCCCCACAAGGUUCAAUUCUUGACUGUCUUCCAUGUGUAUGCACUUACAUGAAGAUCAGGAUGAAGAAUAAACCACUUGACAAAAAAUUAAGCUCAAGUAUGAUGUUAUGGUGGAAUGACAAGCUGAACCGCAUGAGAGGAAGCAUGAUAUACAAGAUUCUUUCGGAUCCAUCCAGAGAUGUGUAA